UGUAUGAAGAAAGGGAUUCGUUCAUACCAUCGGUAGAGUUUGUAAGACCACGACUGAUCCUGAAAGGAGUGGAUGGAAAAAAGAGUUAUACUGAUGAUGAUAUGAUUUAAAGAGCCUUAUUUCUAAUGGCUUCUUCUUUCUUCAGUCCUAAUGACAUCCACCAAACGUAUUUGGAUUAGCAUCAAUUAACACCUCCAAACCCAUGUUUCAUGCUUCUUGAAAAAGGAGAGAAGCAAGUACUACAUCUUGGUAGUUUUUUGACUUGUGCUAUAAAAAAUGAUAUUUGCAUUAUGAAAAGGCUGUAAUUACUUUGUCUAAAGUGAGGGAUAAUCUUUCCUUGUUAGUGCGAUUAGAUAGCCAGCAGCUAGCCAGGGGAGAAUCAUUGAUUGAUAUUCUGUGGAUGUAUAUAAUCUAUCACUAGACUAAGCAUGCAAACAAAGAUGCGAUAAAUCAACACAUCUCUAGCUGUCAUGCUUGACUAGCUAGGUAACUUGAAUAUGUGGUGUUAGUGUCUCGAAGAUGAUAAUUAAAACUUCAGAAACCUCCAAAUGACAUUAAAGUAUUGGUUUUUGUCCAACCUUGAUGAAGACAAACUUGGAGGGCAUUCUUGGCAUUAGAAUUUAAUUUCUUUCUAGAUAAGGCAUGCCUAAUGAUACCAUGGUGGUCCUCCGGCUCCCCCUUCCUUCGUCCGGUUUUCCUCGUCUAAGGGAGGGUGGGAUUUUCUACAUAGUGUGAUGGGGGUGAGUGCCUGUAAAGCUCUGUCCAUGACAUAAAAUAUAGACCACAUGCACUUACGUUAAACCUCUUAUAUGCUUUUCCUGAAUCUUCACAUUCAGAAAAAGUUUGGCAGAUUCUCGUGAAUUAUGUGGAGAAAAAGUAAUGGGAAGAACGAUAGAAAAGAUAUAAACUAGUGAAGUAGGUUCAAGUCCCAAUCAUUAACAAACUUACAGCCAAAUUGGACGAUGAAGUCUGCACAAAUUAUAGGCAUAAAAGCUGGAGUGCAGAACUAUACAUGUUCCAUGGAUAUUAGCUCUGGUUCGCAAUUGUCCCAUUCAUGACUAGUUUGGUACAAUCACAUCAGUCUUUUCCCUUCAUGAAUGAUGAACCCCUUCUCUUCCGUUUCGCUCUACAAUAAAAUUGGAGCCCUCGUUAAUUAAAGCAGGAAGGCCAAGGGUAAGGACAUCUAGAGACAGGUGUUCAAACAAAAGUGGGAAACUACCAGAUAAGGACAAUUUAGGAUCAGAUGGACCAGUGGGUUCGAAAGGAGCUUUCACUAUGGAGUUGUCUGCAGCAAGGAGUACGACUACAAAAACCUGAGAAGAAAUCUUUUGAAACUGUGCUUUACACGUUACCGGUUCGUGAAGUCAUUUGGUUGUUUGUCGCCCACCAAAGUGCCAUAGCUGGUUAGCAGCGGCAUCUUCACUUAAAAUGGCACGUGCUUUGCAGCAAAAUAUUUAUCUAUUUGGAAGAUGGGUAGAGGACAGUUAUUGUCUGCUUUAAAAUAUUUUCAAAAGUGCUCGGAAAGCCAACACCCCUAAAGUGAAACUGCCAAGUGUAGGUGUCAAACAAGUAGCACCUCUUCAUUAUUAUUACUACUAUCUUUUUUUACUCCUCUUACCGCUUUCCAGCUACAUCUUUAAACAUCUCUUUCUUUCUCAAUCAUGGAGGCCAUGCCACACGAGGAAUCAUCCUUGACUGUGCCUCUCAUAGAGGAUGAGAAUGAAGAAGGGUUAGGAAGCAAGCCAGAGCAAGUAGAAUCAAAUUCUGCUCAUGACUGUGCGGGCACUACGUCUGUCUUCAGAACCUGUUUUAAUGGACUUAAUGCUCUUUCAGGAGUUGGGAUAUUAUCAAUCCCAUAUGCACUGGCAUCAGGAGGAUGGUUGAGCUUGAUAUUUCUUUUUGGCAUAGCCACGGCAGCAUUUUACUCGGGUUUGUUGAUUCAAAGAUGUAUGGACGCAGAUUCUAAUAUCAGAACUUAUCCUGACAUAGGCGAGCAUGCAUUUGGGAACAAGGGGAGACUAAUAGUAUCAGUUUUCAUGUACAUCGAGCUCUACUUAGUCGCAACAGGAUUUUUGAUUCUAGAAGGAGAUAACUUGCAAAAGUUGUUCCCAAAUGUGGAUUUUGAAGUAGCAGGACUAACAGUUGGUGGGAAACAAGGCUUUAUAAUAAUCGUUGCCCUCAUAAUUUUGCCUUCUGUUUGGUUGGAUAACUUGAGCCUUCUUUCUUACGUCUCUGCCAGCGGGGUUAUAGCCUCCGCAGUCAUCCUAGGUUCAAUUAUCUGGACUGCUGUAUUUGAUGGAAUUGGGUUUCAACAAAGGGGAACACUGCUAAAUUGGGAUGGAAUCCCAACUGCUGUUAGCUUAUACGCCUUCUGUUAUUGUGCGCAUCCAGUCUUCCCUACCCUUUACACUUCCAUGAAAAAAAGGCAUCAGUUCUCCAAUGUCCUGGUUAUAUGCUUUGUCUUGUGUACCAUCAGUUAUGCAUCAAUGGCAAUUUUUGGGUACUUAAUGUUUGGUUCAGAUGUUCAAUCACAGAUAACUUUGAACCUUCCGACUAACAAGCUCAGCUCAAGAGUGGCAAUAUACACCACCCUGGUCAAUCCCAUAUCCAAAUAUGCAUUGAUGGUUACACCAAUUGUUAAUGCAACUAAAACCUGGUUUCCAUUUCACUGCAACAAGCGAUUCCUCAGCCUCUUUGUUGGCACCACCUUGAUGAUCAGCACUGUUUUGGUGGCUCUGGCAGUUCCAUUCUUUAGUUCCCUCAUGUCCCUAGUUGGAGCAUUUUUAAGUAUCACAGCUUCGAUCAUAAUACCAUGCUUAUGCUACUUGAAGAUAUCAGGAACUUAUCAGAGAUUCGGGUGCGAAAUGGUUGCUAUAGGCCUUAUAAUACUAAUGGGUGUUGCCGUGGUGAUAUUCGGUACUUACACAUCUGUUAUGGACAUAAUAGGCAAUUUAUAAAUGCCAGUGGUUUUGUAUAUGCCUAUUUUGUUAUAUAUAAUGUUAUCGUUUUCCUGAUUAAUUUGAAGGGUUCUUCUCUAAGUUCAGAUGAAA
This is a messenger RNA of Theobroma umbraticum, 3050 nucleotides long. Its product is annotated as Transmembrane amino acid transporter family protein. The record is from RefSeq and is a predicted model, not a curated record. Gene Ontology annotation, molecular function: L-amino acid transmembrane transporter activity. Gene Ontology annotation, cellular component: vacuolar membrane. NCBI's taxonomy places the organism in Eukaryota, Viridiplantae, Streptophyta, Magnoliopsida, Malvales, Malvaceae. Gene Ontology annotation, biological process: amino acid transmembrane transport.